Molecule: messenger RNA, 1947 nt
Organism: Phyllopteryx taeniolatus (common seadragon)
Lineage: Eukaryota; Metazoa; Chordata; Actinopteri; Syngnathiformes; Syngnathidae
Gene: arl13a
Product: ADP-ribosylation factor-like 13A
Exons: 10
Coding region: 193-1428 (411 amino acids)
Biological process (GO): non-motile cilium assembly; receptor localization to non-motile cilium
Cellular component (GO): non-motile cilium; ciliary membrane
Molecular function (GO): GTPase activity; GTP binding
Source: RefSeq, a predicted model, not a curated record
CGCAGUAGAGCAGCGUGGCGAGCAGCACGCCCAGCGGGGGGCGCGCUCGGCUCGGAUUCACCACCACCACCACCACCCCGCUGUCCGACGCCGAGGGCUCCGCGUACGAAAUCUCCCUCUCCUGCUCCUCCAUGGUACCGCCCGCAGAGAAAAUGGUGGCCGGCGUGCACGCCUUGCUCACUCCAAGACGACAUGUUCAACCUGAUGAGCAACUGCUGCAGCUGGUUCUCCAAAAUCCAGGAGCCAAUCAGGCGAGUGACUAUUCUGGUGGUCGGUCUUGACAAAGCGGGAAAGACGUCCUCCAUCCGAGGCAUGUUAAGAGUCCCCCACGCCGCGGAGGGAGGCCCCACCCACGGCUGCGCGAGGAGCGAGCUGAGGGUGGAGAAUUAUCUGGUCACCUUGCUGGACGUAGGCGGCUCGUCGGAGUCGCAGGGGGCCUGGGGGGAGUUUUACGGCGAAGCGCACGGUUUCAUCUUCGUGGUGGACUCCGGCGACCGGCCGAGGAUCAAGGAGGUCAAGGAGGUCCUGGCUGACCUGCUCAAGCAGCCCAGAGUGGCAGGAAAACCCAUCCUGGUCUUGGCUAACAAACAAGACAAAAUGAACGCCCUGCUGGGAAGUGAGCUGAUCGAGAUGCUCUCAUUGGAGAAGUUGGUCAACCAGAGUCGCUCUCUGUGCCAUAUUGAGCCUUGUUCGGCCUUAAUGGACCUACGGCGCUGGUCGGACCGGAAGGCGUUCCGAGGCCUCCGCUGGCUGCUGCGAGCCGUCUGUCUGGAUUACCCGCGGCUGUGCGCCCGCGUGGCGCAGGACGGCAAGAGGCCUCCGGAGCCCAGAGAGCGGAACGGCAAAUCGGAGAAGCCGAGAAGAAGAAACAAGAGUCAACGCAGCAAGUCAGACCUCCGUCAGGUUCACAGGCCAAAGGACAAGGAAAACGUGCGCAAAGGGGAAGGAAAGUUGCAGCCCAUCCGGGACAUACUGCAGAAGGAGAAAAAGACACUGAAGAAAUCCACCAGGAGGAAGAAAAGGCUCAUCAAAGCCGACGUCGACGAGCAAGAGGACGAAACGGCAAACGAGCGGGAGGAGGAGGAGGAGGAGGAGGAGGAGGAGGAGGAGGCCGGCCGAGGCGAGCGCGACAACGCCGGCCGGCCGCGCAAAACCGGCAGCGCGCUCGGCCCGCCCGGUAAGGCGAGACCGCGACGGAAGGGCAAGGCCGACGACGACGACGAGGCCCCCGAUGACCACAAGCCCCUCAGAGCCAAGGGGCAAAAGAGGAAAAAGAAGAAAGGUGCGAAAGUUAAAAGGAGGAACAAGAUCAACACGGAAGGAACGCCUGGAGCGUCGUCUCAAGCCGUCGACCUCUCGGCCACAUUUGAUCUUUACCGAAAAGCCAUACUGGCUCUGAAGAAGCGUCAGGAGGAUCGAGGACAAUGACAGAGGAAACCUGCUCGUGGGGCAUCUUGUGUGAUUUCCGCCGAAAUGGAAACCAGAGACAAAUUGAAAUGUGCAAAAGAUGAUUUCCAAGUGGAUAGAUGUGUUUUUCCAAAUUGGACAUUCCAUCGUGUCACUUCCCUGCAACGCAUUAAAGCAGGGGCGUCAAACUCAUUUUUGUCACAGGCUCGACUGUGAACCCAUAUCAAUGAAAGAUUACCACAUAGAUUCUAAUUACAUACAGUAUACACAACACAUUGAUGAAUAACCAAUUUUGAAAUCAGAAGCCUAUAAAAAAAACGUUUUUUUUUUUCAACUAUUACAUUUCUUUUCAAAGGGGGAUUGGUCACAAAAGAAAAAAAAAAUGCUUGCAAAUAUCUCAAUGGUAUAACACCAGAACACAAUUUUGAUUUGUUUUCGAGGGCCACAUAAAAUGAUGUGGCGGGCCGGAUCUGGGCCCCGGGCCACCAGUUUGACACGUGUGCAUUGAAGUAAAGCGAACAUAAAAAUUGUAUAUCCAUA